AAAAGAAAAAGGCGGGGCCUGCAUCGCUUCCAUCUCCUCCUUUUCCGGGAAUGCUGCUGCUGCUGCUGCUGCUGCUGGUGCAGUAACUGGGCUGGGUUGAAGGGAGUGGCCGUCACCGCCGGAUCAGCUGAGCGCUCGGACUAUCCAAGUCCGGAAGCCGGACAGCUGGCUUCAUCUUCAUCUCUCCCCACCACCCCACCCCUGUCCCAGGGAAGCGAAGCUGCGUGCUUUGGGGUGUUGUUGCUUAGUGGUCCCUGAACUCUAUGACUUUAGUGGAAUUAUAAUACACCAUGGCGUAUAAUGCAAACACUGCUGGGGAUGCUAACCAGUUGGCCCAACGUAUAACAUCUAAUAUACAGAAAAUCACACAAUGCACUGCAGAAAUACAAAGAAUACUGAAUCAACUUGGAACCCCACAAGACACACAUGAAUUGCGGCAACAGCUGCAACAAAAGCAGCAAUAUACAAAUCAACUUGCGAAAGAGACAGACAAAUACAUAAAAGAAUUUGGAUCUCUGCCUUCAAUAAGUGAGCAGCGACAGAGAAGAAUUCAAAAGGAUCGACUAGUGAAUGAGUUCACCACAACACUUACAAAUUUCCAGCGGGUCCAAAGACAAGCUGCUGAGAAGGAGAGAGAAUUUGUAGCAAGAGUUCGAGCCAGUUCUAGAGUAUCAGGUGGUGCCCCAGAAGAAAGUUACAAAGAAGGAACCCUUGUAUCUUGGGAUAGCCAACCUCAGACCCAAGUACUAGAUGAAGAAAUCACAGAAGAUGAUCUUCGGCUCAUUGAAGAAAGAGAAUCAGCCAUCAGGCAGCUGGAGUCAGACAUUCUUGACAUAAAUGAAAUAUUUAAAGAUUUGGGUAUGAUGAUUCACGAACAAGGAGAUGUGAUAGAUAGCAUAGAAGCUAAUGUAGAAACAGCUGAAGUCCACGUUCAGCAAGCAAACCAGCAGUUAUCGAGAGCAGCAGAGUACCAGCGCAAGUCCCGGAAGAAAAUAUGCAUCCUCAUUCUUAUACUUGCAAUAGGAUUAACGGUCCUUGGGUUAAUUAUAUGGGCAUCAUUAAAGUCAGGUUAAAUUAUGCAAGAGCUUCUGGUCAUGUCCCAUUAUGAAAGCUGUUCAGUAAAUGAUAUGUCAAGCUUGAUAAUUUCUGCUUUAUCACAAGGUGCAUUUUUAAUCCCAAGAGUGCUUUUUCUUGGCUUCUAUAUUAGGAUUAAUUUGAAGUUAUCACGUCUAUCUAAUUCACCAAUAUUUAACCCUGGGAUAGGCAAGUUUUUAUAUAGUACCUCCUUUUCAUUUCUUCUCCUCUGGGCCAAACUACUUGGAAUACUGCAUACAAGGACAUUUUUACCUUAUUGGAUCAACUGGGUCAACCUUUCACAAGUGGAUCAAAAGCUAGAUAGAGGGUGGGUGCUGUCAGUUGUCAAGCACCAAUUUAAUCUAUCAAUUUAACUGCAACUUUAUAGGAACAAAUACUUUUUUAAAAAACAAAGGCUGUCUUUCUGAUAGACAUGUCAUAUGUCUCAUCUUUGAGAUAUCACGUAUCGUUUAUUGACUCCAUAAAUCAUAGAACGAUCUACGUCCAUUUAGUUCACUCUGUGCCAAGCUUAGUUCUAAUAGGUUCUUGUAUUGUCAUUUUCUGAAAUGCAUUUCUGCUGUUUCUCUUUUGCUUAUAAACGUCGUCUUUCUAUUGCCACAUUUCGAUGUAUAAACAUGAUACUGGGUAUCAGCAAGCCUGACCAAUUCUCAUUGAACAAGAAAGCUUGGGGAAUGUAGAUUUGUGUAUGUAACUUUAAAGUUGAGCAUUUGGGACACACUUAAAAUUAGUUGUUUGCACCUUCAUUUGUGCACUCCUUAGGCAGUUGAAGUUUAAAGGCUAUGGGCAAAGUUAACAUGUAUAGCUGCUGCAAAUUUACCUAAACUUUAUAUGGUUUAGAUGCCCGUAGUCUGCACUUCUCUCUUUAGAGAACUAUUGUUAAUUAUGUUGUGGGACACAACUGAAUGAGGCAGUGGGAGCUCUGUGAGUGGAUUGAGUCACGGAUCUGAAAUCCUACAUUCCUGUGUAUAUUUGUGACCCACAGGGCCCCCAAGAAACUUUUAAACUGGGAGUGAAACAUAGUCAAAUCAUCUGGCUCCCUAUCUGCAUGACUUCAGAUUAAAGGGGGAGAUCUUGCGUAGAGCAAUCAAGAACAAUUUGAAUUAUACUUGAACUAUUUCAAACAACUGCCACUAUGAACAGCAGAUCUUAUAUCCAAUUUUUAAUAAAGCAGUUAAUCCUCUUUUCCUCAUCAUGUAACUACUUGGGUAUUAAAACGUUUGAUUUCUGAAUAACUAUAUAAAGUUUAAUUGUCUCAAGAUUAAAAGUUUUUAAAACUGCUUUUUUGGGUGCCAUCUUGAGAUAACUUAAAUUUAGAAAGAUGUUAUUUGCCAGCUAAUCAGUUCUUUGCUUUUUUAAAAUGUAUUGAAUUGUACUAUAUAAAUUAAACUUAUUAAAUUACUAUAUAAAUGUUACAUUUUUGUACAGCAGUUUACAGGAUAAACUCUUGAGACUUAAGAUUUGGGGGGAACUAAAACUAAACCUGGAUUAUACCAUCUAAAUAAAGAUACCUUAAAAAGUGAA
Crotalus tigris (Tiger rattlesnake) is the source of this 2616-nucleotide messenger RNA. RefSeq names its product syntaxin 7 (gene STX7). Bases 291 to 1073 code for a protein of 260 amino acids. Gene Ontology annotation, molecular function: SNAP receptor activity; SNARE binding. Gene Ontology annotation, biological process: intracellular protein transport; vesicle-mediated transport; vesicle fusion. NCBI's taxonomy places the organism in Eukaryota, Metazoa, Chordata, Lepidosauria, Squamata, Viperidae. The transcript has 10 exons. The record is from RefSeq and is a predicted model, not a curated record. Gene Ontology annotation, cellular component: membrane; synaptic vesicle; endomembrane system.